CCCGAGGAGGCGAUCGGCGCGAACAACAAGAAGACUCCCGGAUUUUGGCACUUUUUCCUUCCCUUUUUCUUCUCUAAAUGAAGCAGGUUCUUGCUUCCGAAGACGCGUUAAGAACAGAGCUCUGUGCGCCAUUUGGUCGGGAAGAUUAAUAAUUCGGCUGGAGGUCUCAUGCCAUAGGGGUAAAAACUCAAGAGUGCCGCCAUGCCUGAGGUUGUGCUUGAAGGAGUACCUGUGCGGUUCCCCUUUGAGCCGUAUGAAGUCCAGAAGGCAUACAUGAGCAAGGUGAUCCAGUGCUUGCAACAGGGAGUGAAUGGCAUUCUGGAGUCUCCAACAGGCACAGGCAAGACUCUGUGCCUGCUCUGCUCAACCCUGGCCUGGCUGGAGGUCAAAAAAGCAGAACACAAAGCGCGUCUGCACAAUGUCGCCGGGGGAGAUGCUGAUUUUAUGUCCUCCCUGAGCUCGCAGUUGAAGGCAGGCUCCGGGGCAGCUUGGGGAGAAAAGAGUGCCCCACCAAAGAUCAUAUACUCUUCGAGGACUCACUCCCAGCUGAGCCAGGCAGUAAAUGAACUGAAGAGAACUACCUACAGCUAUCUCAAGGUGGCAGUACUAGGAUCGCGUGACCAAAUGUGCAUCCAUCCUGAGGUGUCAAAGGAGACCAACAAUAACAACAAGGUGCACAUGUGUCAGCUGAGGGUUAAGGCCAAGACAUGCUACUUCAACAACCAGGUCGAAGCCAAAAAAGACGACCCAGAAGUGCGUCAGAAGGCACUUGACAUUGAAGACCUUGUCAAAGUUGGCCGCAAGAAGACAUUCUGCCCAUAUUACAUGGCGAGGGAACUCAAACAAGAUGCUGACAUCAUUUUCCUGCCAUACAACUAUCUCCUGGACCCCAAAAGCCGGAAAGCGCACGGAGUGGAGCUACAGGGUAAUAUUGUGAUCUUUGAUGAAGCUCACAAUGUGGAGAAAAUGUGUGAGGAAGCUGCGUCUCUGCAGAUUCGCUCAACAGACAUAGCUCUGUGCAUUGAUGAAGUAACACAGGUCAUGAAAAAGAUGCAGGAGAUGAGCGAGGGCUCCAACAUCGCGGCCAACGAUGUCUCUGAGGUGAUGCCCGAAGACUUCAACCCUGACGAUCUUUACACCUUGAAGGCCCUCUUCUUGGAGCUGGAGAAGGUUCCGUUCCCGAUCCAGCUUGAGAACCCGCACAUCAUCCAGCGUCACCAGGUGUGGGUGGGCACGAUCUGCAACGGGCCUGAUGGCUUCAACCUCAAUUCAUCCUUUCAAAACAGGAGUGACCCGCGCUACAUCAGCUCUUUGGGGCAGACCAUCCUGAACUUCUCCCGCAUCGUGCCUGAUGGCCUGCUGAUCUUCUUCCCCUCCUACCCCAUCAUGCGAAACUGUCGGGAUGAGUGGCAGAAUUCGGGCAUCUGGAGCAGGAUUUCGGCCACGAAGCCGAUCUUUGUGGAGCCCCAGACAAAGGACGAGUUCCACAGUGCCAUGACAGAGUACUACCAGAAGAUCAACGACCCGGCGCUAAAGGGGGCCUGCUUCAUGGCGGUUUGCAGGGGCAAGGUCUCUGAGGGCUUGGACUUUGCCAACCGCAACGGCCGGGCAGUCAUCAUCACAGGCCUCCCUUACCCCCCAUUCAAGGACCCCCGAGUCGUGCUCAAGCAGAAAUACCUCGAAGAAACCAGGCUCAAGAAUAAGACAGGUUUGACGGGGCAGGAGUGGUACAAACUGGAGGCAUCUCGGGCCGUGAACCAGGCCAUUGGGCGUGUGAUCAGACACAAGGAUGACUACGGUGCCAUCAUCCUGUGUGACAACCGCUUUGCAGCCCCCAAUUUCCGCCCGCAGCUGUCGGCGUGGGUGCGCCCCUUCAUGAACUCCUACAGUACGUUUGGGCCUGCACUCCGGGACAUCAUACAGUUCUUCAAAAAUGCCCAAGUCUUGCUGCCCCAGCCUGAUGAGAAGAAUGGGAAGCCAUCCAUCAGUGCCAAGUAUGACGAGCCCCCAGCAGCAGUGAGUGCAGCGCCCCCGGUUCAUGCCCACGCACUGCAGACGGCCCCCGCACGUCUGGUUGUCUCGGAUGCGACCCGCCAGAAGAUGGGACAGGCUCUGGCAGUGAAGGAGGACUAUAACAACAUGUGGUCGAACAUGAAUUAUAAGAAGACUGACGGGGCGAAUGAGAAGAGGGAAGGGGAGGGGGGUGAUGGCUCGGUGUUCUCAGCCCUGGAGAAGAAGACGUCAGUGGUGGACUUCAACUCUCUGCAGAGCACAUCGCAAGUGAGCUGCAAGUAUAAUACCCUGCAGGUGGGCAACAAGAAGAGGAAGAUAAAGAUUGUGUCAAAGGGUGAGAAGGAGUUGGCAGACUUCCUGAAGGGCACGGGACCAAGCCAGGCAGCAAGCCAGGCAUCUCAAGGGGUGGCUGCAGAGGCUACGAGUUGCUCCCCUGAGAUGUUCUCCUCCCCAGGCAACUCGCAGGAGCUCAUCAGUGGUGCGCAGAAGAGCACCACGAAGGCAUCUUCAUCGGGUGCUUUGGGGUCCGGGAGGGUCUCCUCGUCGGCAGCAGUGGCAGCCCUUUCUUCAGGAAAGGAGAACGGGGAGACCAAGAAACUUGGGUCCAUUGCCGACUAUAUUAAAGAUGUGAAAUCCCAGCUGAACAAGGAGCAGUAUGGCCUCUUUUCAUCGGCCGUCAAGAGCUAUCAGAAGAGUAAGGACUAUGAUACCGUGGUGGGCACUCUCGCCUCGCUCUUUUCCCAGCAAGCCGAGCAUCACAGACUCUUCAUAAAAUUCGAGCAGUUCCUGAGCAAGGACCAUAGACUUGCAUUCAGAGAAUCAUGCGAGGAGAUGCUGAAAAGAUAGCCAUGCGACCCAUCUAGCCUUUUUUCCCCUCUUUUCUCCUUCACUUUACGUAUCUGUGAUGUUUGCGUUCGUCCUUGCAAGUGAAGCAUUUGUAGACACACGGGAAAGUAAAUCGAAAAAAAUGAAAACGGCACCAGUGAAUUUUGUUUGUCACAUGAAGAUGAAGCAUUUAUGUCUGUACUUGUGAUUGCAAGUGAAAAUAAACAUAAAAAUAUGAUAUAUAUAUGUAUUUACUGAAAGAAUAUAAGUGUAAUAUUAUUUUUACUUACAAGUUUCCUAUCUUAAUAUUUAUGGUCAUCUGUACAGUAUGUCUCUAUCUGUAUAGGAUCUCUCCGUAAAUACAAAGCAUGAAUGAAAAGCAGCAUAAGUAGGAAGAUAUUAUUCUCAAAUAUUAACUAUUGGAAAUAAUUCUCUUUGCUUAUAGUUUUUCAUCUUUUGCUUUAUUAUUUUUAGAUUUUUGUCUAUUUUUAUACUGCUGUGUGAUUUAUUUAGUGUUUGAACUGAUAAACAAAAAUAUUUAUUUUAUAUUUAAGAAUAAGUAAGAUGUAUUCAUAAAUGUGAUAAAAUGUGCAAAUAAUUUGCAUUACAAAAAUGUGUAAUCUUAGUUGCAUUGUAUUUUUGUGUAUAUUAAAUUUUUGACAGAAA
This is a messenger RNA of Penaeus chinensis, 3504 nucleotides long. It is a transcript of the gene Rtel1, whose product is annotated as regulator of telomere elongation helicase 1 homolog. Lineage: Eukaryota; Metazoa; Arthropoda; Malacostraca; Decapoda; Penaeidae. Gene Ontology annotation, cellular component: nucleus. Gene Ontology annotation, biological process: regulation of double-strand break repair via homologous recombination; telomeric loop disassembly; negative regulation of DNA recombination. The transcript has 16 exons. Gene Ontology annotation, molecular function: DNA polymerase binding; ATP binding; DNA helicase activity. Bases 202 to 2859 code for a protein of 885 amino acids. The record is from RefSeq and is a predicted model, not a curated record.